Bombus impatiens (common eastern bumble bee) is the source of this 3934-nucleotide messenger RNA. RefSeq names its product 3-hydroxy-3-methylglutaryl-coenzyme A reductase (gene Hmgcr). The record is from RefSeq and is a predicted model, not a curated record. Gene Ontology annotation, biological process: sterol biosynthetic process; coenzyme A metabolic process; isoprenoid biosynthetic process. Gene Ontology annotation, molecular function: hydroxymethylglutaryl-CoA reductase (NADPH) activity; NADP binding; protein binding. The coding region runs from base 600 to 3329 and encodes 909 amino acids. NCBI's taxonomy places the organism in Eukaryota, Metazoa, Arthropoda, Insecta, Hymenoptera, Apidae. Gene Ontology annotation, cellular component: endoplasmic reticulum membrane; peroxisomal membrane. The transcript has 10 exons.
GUCGAAACUGAUUCUGUAAGGUCGAUCGGGCCGGUCGAAUGGAUUCGAGCGUUAGCGCAGCUUUGUUUGCUGGUGAGCUUCGUCCUGUUAAGACUGUGCUUGUUCCGUAUUAGUUUCCUUCCUCUAAACUCGAAGUAUCGAGUAGUCCACCUUUAUAUGUGAUUUUUAAUCGUGAUAAAUUUGGUGGAAGUCUUUUUCCGUCGAAGAGGUAGUACUUCCGGAAACAAAUUGUUUAAUAUUUUAAUUAACAACUACUUUUUAAUUGCAUUUUUAUAAGUCGAAGGUACACAGGAGUUUGACAUAGUCAAAUAGAAAGCCCUGCCGAUUGCAUAUCAUAUUUUUGACACUGUUUUAUUUGACGUUAAAAGAAAAUAGGGAAGAGUUGACAAGCACAUACAUGUAUAUAUGCGAUACUGAACCACGUGCGCAAUACGUCAAGAGUUUCAUCGAGUUGCUACGUGCACGUUAACAAGAUCCUUAGGGCGACUCCGUACCCUCGACUCCCGGUGCUCAUGGGGUGACCACUUGCAGAAGAAGUUUUACCAAUUAUACUGAACUGAGCACUACCCUUUCGUAGGUAGGUAUCAGAAACAAAAAACAUGCUGACACAUCUGUUCGAAAUUCACGGCCGGUUUUGUGCUGGGCACCCCCUAGAAGUAAUUGUGACGACCUUCACACUCACAGCAUGCAUUCUGAACAUGGAGACCGGAAGUGGAUAUCCUCGAGAUAGUAGAACUCUUCCUUUGGCUUUACAUUGUCGGCCCGGUAGAUGUAAUUUGGAUGACCUAAAUGCAGCUGAUAUUAUAGUCAUGACUAUAAUACGAUGUCUAGCUAUAUUAUUCACCUAUCAUCAGUUUCGCAAUUUACAAAAAUUGGGUUCAAAAUAUAUUUUAGGUAUUGCCGGCCUAUUUACAGUAUUUUCUAGCGUUGUGUUCACGUCCAGCGUAAUGAAUUUCGGACGCAGUGAUAUUUCUGAUUUAAAGGAUGCAUUAUUCUUCUUCUUGCUUGUUAUCGAUCUUUCGAAAGCCGCUAUAUUAGCACAAUUGGCUCUAAGUUCCAGAAACAAAGAAGAAGUACGAGCAAAUAUUGCUCGCGGCAUGUCGCUCUUAGGACCAACUAUUACGUUAGAUACUUUAGUAGAAACUCUACUUAUUAGCAUAGGGUCUUUAUCCGGUGUCAAAAGAUUGGAAAUCCUGUGCAGCUUCGCUUGUUUAGGUGUUAUUGUAAAUUAUAUCGUUUUUAUGACAUUUUAUCCUGCAUGUUUAUCACUUAUUCUCGAGCUUUCUCGUGAAACUAAUGCUAUGAAACCGUUAACUGCCGAUAAGAUUUUUAUAAUGCAUCCAUUAAACGAAGAGGAUCAAAAGCCGAAUCCGGUAGUAGAACGUGUUAAAUUGAUUAUGAUUGCUGGCCUAUUUGUGGUACACGCUAACAGUCGCUGGUCUUUCAGAAGUGACAAAAGCGAACCUACUGUAGAAAGAGAAGUAUCUUCCGCGAAUUCACAUGUCGUAGUGAAUUCUUAUAACAAGACAGAGAAUUCAUCCGAAGUGAAGAAUUAUUUAAUGAAUUGGUUGUCAGUCAGUGCUGAUAAUAUCGUGAUAUUGAUACUCCUUCUUGCGCUCGCAGUUAAAUUUAUUUUCUUCGAAGAUAAAGGAGACAUCGCUAAACAAUUACGAUCCAAAGUAGAAGACGAUACAGAAGAAAAAGUUGAAAAUGAAUGUGUGAAAGGAAAAGAAAAUGAAAGUGAAGAUGUGAAUGUACUUAGCAUCAAGCUGCCAUUCAAGCAAAACUUUAGUAGAAUGCAAAGUAUCUCUUUUCUUUCUAACAUACAUAAUUGGAGCGAUGACAAGGAAGACCAAAUAGACGAAAAACAAUGUAAUAUAGAUAAGCGGGACGAUAAAAAUCUGCCUCCAGAAUCGAAAGUUCCUAGGUCCUUAAAAGAAUGUCUCGAAAUAUACAAAUCUGAUCUUGGAGCAAGUGGGCUAACGGACGAGGAAAUAAUUCAAUUAGUGAAGAAUAAGCAUAUAGCCGCGUAUCAGUUAGAGAAAGCAGUUGGUGACAUGGAGCGAGGUGUUGGAAUCAGACGUCUUAUAAUUGGAGAGGCGGGAAAAUUUCUCGAUACUCUCCUCGAUUUACCGUACAAAAAUUAUGAUUAUAGUAAAGUAUUAGGAUCCUGUUGUGAGAACGUUAUAGGAUAUGUGCCUGUACCGCUUGGAAUUGCUGGCCCACUAUUAGUCGAUGGUGAAUUAUAUCAUAUACCAAUGGCUACAACAGAGGGAUGUUUAGUAGCAUCUACAAAUCGUGGUAGUAGGGCAUUGUUAAAAUGCGGUGUAACAAGCCGCGUAGUUGCUGAUGGAAUGACUAGGGGACCAGUUGUGAGGUUUCCAAAUAUCGUUAGAGCAAGUGAAGCUAUGGCAUGGAUGCAAGAUCCUGAAAAUUUCAAAGAAAUGAAGGAGAAUUUUGAUUUAACUAGCAGAUUUGCAAGGUUGACGAAGAUUCACAUACGCAUUGCUGGCAGGCAUUUGUUUAUUCGUUUUGUGGCUACUACUGGUGACGCUAUGGGUAUGAAUAUGUUGUCUAAAGGUACUGAAAAGUCAUUGAACACGGUAAAGGAACAUUUCCCCGACAUGGAAAUAUUAUCGUUAAGCGGUAAUUUUUGCACGGAUAAAAAACCAGCAGCAGUAAAUUGGAUUCAAGGUAGAGGUAAAAGUGUUGUUUGUGAAGCAGUGGUCCCUGCAGAUAUUGUUACUAAUGUGCUGAAAACAUCAGUUCACGCAUUAGUUGAUGUGAAUAUAAGUAAAAAUAUGAUUGGGUCCGCCAUAGCUGGCAGCGUAGGUGGUUUUAACGCGCACGCUGCAAAUAUUGUAACCGCAAUUUUUAUCGCUACGGGUCAAGAUCCUGCACAAAAUGUUGGAAGUAGCAAUUGUAUGACUUUAAUGGAACCAUGGGGAGCAGAUGGUUCAGAUCUGUAUGUAUCCUGUACAAUGCCCAGCAUAGAAAUUGGUACUAUUGGAGGUGGAACUGGUCUUCCUGCACAAGGAGCAUGUUUGGCUAUGUUAGGUGUUCAAGGUGCACAUACUGAUCAACCUGGUGAAAAUGCUAGUAGAUUAGCUAGAAUAAUAUGCGCCACAGUACUUGCCGGCGAAUUAUCAUUAAUGGCUGCUCUUACAGCUGGUCAUUUAGUCAAAAGUCAUCUUAGGCACAACAGAUCAUCUACCGCAGUAACAAAUGCGAUAAGUACUCCCCAAGAUACUACAGGAAUUAAACUGUCUGUGCCAAAUAUGUUACUGCCUGUACAAAAUGUAUGUAAGGAGUUCAUAGAGAAGUCUUAACAUUAAUGCUAUAUAAAUGAGUUCAUCUUAAUCUGUACCUAGAAUACCUUGUAUUGAACGGCUGGUUAUAUGUAAUAUGUAAUAUUUUUUGUGUACAUGGAAGAGCAUAAACCAAAAAACUAAAUGACUAAUAAUUUGAACAAAAGUGCAACGAUAGAAAUUUUGAAUCAAAUUCAAGAAUGGAUCAAAUAUGCUAAAAGUUUGACUUUGUUGGAAAUAGGAUAGUAUUUUAAAUGUUAUGAAAUAUGUAUACUUAAUUUACAAUGAAAUAUAAAGUUGACAAUGUUUGUAUGAAGCUAAUAUGGUGAAAUGAUUAUUUUUUUGUAGAAAUAGUUAUAUUUUUACAUAGUAGAAUAUUAAUAUUUAGCUGUAGUGACUUAGCUAGAUUAUCAUUCAAAACAUGUAGAAUAUUCAAAGUACAAUCAAAUUGUUUUCCAUAAUUAAGAAAAGUAUAUAUAUAUAUAUCAUUACAGUACUAUAACACAAAUAAAAAUUAUUAAUUAUAUUUCUCGUUUUUAACUAGUUAAAUGAUAGAAACACUAGGAAUACAUUAUGAUGUAUAAACUUUUAUUAGUACAAAAAAUAAAUUUCAAUUGAAAAUUAAA